AUGAUGGAAAACCAAACAUCAGUGACAGAGUUCAUCCUUCUUGGAUUAACAAAUGAUGUCAAGCUCCAAGCUGUGCUUUUCCUUUUCCUGCUGCUCACUUACACCUUAAGUAUUAUAGGAAACGUGACCAUCAUUGUUCUGACUCUGCUGGAUCAUCGCCUCCAGACGCCUAUGUAUUUCUUUCUUCGAAAUUUUGCUUUUGUGGAGAUAUCUUUCACGUCUGUAUUUGUUCCCAAGAUGCUCCUUAAUAUUGGAACUGGAGACAGAACUAUCUCUUUUGCCAACUGCUUCACUCAAUACUUUUUUGCAAUCUUGCUGGGAGCAACUGAAUUUUACCUUUUAGCUGCCAUGGCUUAUGAUCGUUACGUUGCUAUUUGCAGACCUCUGCAUUACACAACUAUAAUGAGUAGGAGACUGUGCAUUCAGCUCGUCCUGUGUUCCUGGUUCUCUGGCUUUAUAGUUGUCAUGGUGCCAUAUACCAUGAAUCUCAGGCUGCCUUUCUGUGCAUCCAACAUCCUCAAUCAUUAUUGCUGUGACUAUACUAUAUUGUUGCAUUUAUCCUGUUCAGAUACACAUUUCAUAGAAAUGAUUCAGUGUGUCCUUGCGGCAGUGACCCUUCUCUUUACCCUGCUCCUGGUGUUUCUUUCCUACACCUACAUUAUCAGGACCAUUUUGAGAAUCCCAUCAGUUCAAGAGAGAAAAAAAGCUUUUUCUACAUGUUCCUCUCAUAUGAUUGUGGUCUCGCUUUCUUAUGGAAGCUGUAUCUUUAUGUAUGUAAAUCCUUCUGCAAAGGAUGCAGCAACUUUUAAUAAAAGAGUGGCUCUUUUAAAUACCUCAGUUGCUCCUCUGUUGAACCCAUUCAUCUAUACUCUAAGGAACAAGCAAGUGAAAGGAGCCUUUAAAGAUAUAAUACAUAAGAUAAUUUUUUCAAAAACGUGA
Messenger RNA from Fukomys damarensis (Damara mole-rat), 939 nucleotides. Its product is annotated as olfactory receptor 6C4. Bases 1 to 939 code for a protein of 312 amino acids. Lineage: Eukaryota; Metazoa; Chordata; Mammalia; Rodentia; Bathyergidae. Gene Ontology annotation, cellular component: membrane. The transcript has a single exon. The record is from RefSeq and is a predicted model, not a curated record. Gene Ontology annotation, molecular function: olfactory receptor activity; G protein-coupled receptor activity. Gene Ontology annotation, biological process: G protein-coupled receptor signaling pathway.